Entrophospora sp. SA101 is the source of this 363-nucleotide messenger RNA. The record is from the annotation of a GenBank genome assembly. Lineage: Eukaryota; Fungi; Glomeromycota; Glomeromycetes; Entrophosporales; Entrophosporaceae.
AUGGAAAUUCAAGUUAAUGGUUGCACAAUUGCUCAGAAAGUUGAUUGGGCACAAUCAAACUUUGAGCAUAAAGUUCCUGAUGAUAUUAUUGAUGUUAUUUAUGUGACAAAGGGUAAAGGAUUUGAAGGUAUAACACAUCGUUGGGGAACAAAAAAACUCCCACGUAAACUCAUAAAGGUCUUUGAAAAGUUGUGCAUGGCAUCCUUCAAGGUAAUGUACUCUGUUCCAUGGGCCGGUCAUCACCAUCGAACAGAAGCCAACAAAAAGAUUUAUUGUGAAGAUAAAAGUAAUGCAGCGACAGAUUAUGAUAUAAACAAAAAACAAAUUACUCCAUUAGGUGGUUUCCUCAUUAUGGUAUUGUAA